AUGAAAGAAGCAAGUUAUGCAGAGGAGUUGAAAACACUUGCAAACUUCAAAGAAACUCAAAACGAGUGGUUUGUGAAAGAGGAGAAGAAAAAGAGGAGCAGAAAGGCUACUCCUAAAGUUCAAGUAGAGGAGGGUUUAUCUUCUCAACCAAAACAAAAGCGUCAAAAGAAAAGUGUCGAGACUAUGCUUGUUGAUGAAUCAGAUAAAGAAGAUGAAGCUGAAGAUGAUGCUGAAGGAGAUCAAGUUUGUUUGUCUCCUGAAUCUGCAAGGUUUUUGAAAUCUCUUAAUGAAUAUAAUGCUGAAACUGAAAAGGCAGCUGGUGAUGAAGGUGACGAUGUAGAGGAAAGUUCAUCAAGCUCAUCUGAUGAAGAAAUUGAUGAAACUGAACGUGUAAAAAGAAUUAGAGAUGAAGUAGAGAAAGAGAAACAGUUAAAAAGAAAGAGGAGAGAGGAUAAAGAUGAUGAAUUGUACAAUCCAUCUCCUGAGCAUGUUACAGAAUCUCAAACAUCUCCAUCAUCUGGUGGUAGGAAGAAGGCUAGUGCAAGAAAACGUGUUAUUUCUCCGAAAGCUGCAAGAAGAAAGUUGAUAGUCAAGUUGCCUAAACGCACAUCAAAACCAAAACCACCUACACCACCAAAACAACCCACUCCACCACAAUCACCUCCACCACAAACUGAACAACAAUUAUCACCACCACAUCUAUCACCACCACAUCAAACACCAAUCCAAGAACAACCUGUUAUCACCUUGCUACAAAUUUUCCAAACACCACCAACCACACGACCACCCAUUCAAACCACUCCUGGAUCUUCUGGAUACAAAGAUUUUCCUCACAUUCCAGUGAAUAUUCCUCUUGAUGAUAUUGGAUAUUUCAGUUUUGUGAAUGAUGAGCAAGUAAAGAAGUUGGAAAAGAAAGUAGAGGAAGUGUUGGUUGAGAACAAAAAGUUGGUGGAUCGUGAGAAGAAACUUGAAAAGCGUUUUAAGUCUGUGGAAGCUGAAAAUUCCUCAUUAUUGAAGAAAGUUGAAGCUGAUCAACUUGAAAUUGAUUUUAUGAAAGUGAAAAUUGCAGAGUUGGAAGAUGAAAAAGCUCACAGAGAUGAGCAGAACAAGUAUUUCAGGUUAAAGAACAAAGAGUUAGAGGCUGCCAACGCAAAGAAAGAACACGAGAUGUAUAUGAUAAACAAAGUGUUAGAAAAUUUGCUUGGUAAAUCUGUUAAGAAAAAGUUUGAAGAAAUUGAAGUUGAAGAAGUUAGAGCUCGUCGUCAAGCUGCGAUUGAUGCUGAGAUGAAAAAUAAGGGUAAAGGUGUUGAAGGUACUUCUGAAGUUACUGAGAGGGCAAUAGUUUCAUCUGCUGUUUCUGAAGAGGAUGAUGAUGAAGAUAAGACAGAUGAUGCAGAUGAUAUAUUUUCUGCUAGUAGCCAUAGUGACAAUGAUAAUGAUGACGAUGGUCAAGGUGGUACAGGCAUUAAAGUUACUACGGCAUCUAAUGAAGAGAAUGUUGAUGAUUAUCUUCGUGACGAUGCGAAUGAAGAGCCAGAAAAUGCUGAAGGUGAAGGGGAGAAUGUUGAUGAUCAAAAUGUUGAAAGUGAAAGAUUGAUAUUACGUCUUGAGCCUGAUGUUGAGGAAGGUGAAAUCAGGCAUACUUACACCAUGGAUGAUUUUAUCAAAAUGACGCAUAUCGAUGAUCCUAACUUCAAUCAAGCAAAUAUAGAUGAGCUAAGGAGGAAAGUUGAAGAAUGUCUGAAAGAUAAGAAUUUGAAUGGGACGACGAAGGAUGAAAGUCGUGAAGAGAGGAAGAAAUGGUUCAGAAAAGACACAGAAAGAAAGUUUAAAAGGCCAUUGAAGUUCUAUAAGAGAGACAGGGAUGUGUCACUAGGGGAUAUUAUCAGUUGGAGCUUUUUGACACAAGAUAUCAUGUCCUUACCCUGGUGGGAUGUUGAAGAAUUAUCAAAAGUUACAACUUUGGAUUAUCCUGUUAGAAAGCAUGAUGUACUCAUUUGGGGCCUGAUGAAAUUUGAAGCCUUCAGAGGAUUCAAACACUGGAAACCUCACUAUCCGAAGAAAGUGAAGAGGGUAGAUCCAGUAUCUGGAAUUGAAGAAACGAUCUUGCAUGAGAAGAAGCCUAAAGUGAUUAACAAUAUUCCAGUGCCGAAAAUGGAGCAAGAUUUCCAUAAGGGGUUUGUGUAUUAG
Messenger RNA from Helianthus annuus (common sunflower), 2190 nucleotides. Its product is annotated as titin homolog. NCBI's taxonomy places the organism in Eukaryota, Viridiplantae, Streptophyta, Magnoliopsida, Asterales, Asteraceae. The record is from RefSeq and is a predicted model, not a curated record. Bases 1 to 2190 code for a protein of 729 amino acids. The transcript has 4 exons.